AUGUCUGCCUCCGCCCUCUUCCGCCGCGCCGCCGUCGCCCCGCGCAUCGCCGCCCGCGCAUUCAGCACCACCCCCUCCAACAACUUCGCCCGCAUCACCAUCGUCGGCAACCUCGCCGACACCCCCGAGCUCGUCCCCACCAGCACCGGCCGCGAGAUCAUCAGAUACGCCGUCGCCAGCAACAGCGGCUCCAAGGAAAACCGCCAGACCAGCUGGUUCCGCGUCACUAGCUUCGAACCCGAAGGUCCCCGUCGCGACUUCCUCCAGUCCUUGCCCAAGGGAGCUACAGUCUAUGUCGAGGGCGAUGCUACCAUCGGCACCUACCAAGAUGCCGAGGGCAAGACCCGUAACUCCCUGAGAGUUAUCCACCGCAGCAUUGAAGUCCUCAAGCGCCCGUUUACUGGCACCAACGCCAGCGAGUAA
Messenger RNA from Colletotrichum orchidophilum, 423 nucleotides. Its product is annotated as single-strand binding protein family. The record is from RefSeq and is a predicted model, not a curated record. Gene Ontology annotation, cellular component: mitochondrial nucleoid. Gene Ontology annotation, molecular function: single-stranded DNA binding. NCBI's taxonomy places the organism in Eukaryota, Fungi, Ascomycota, Sordariomycetes, Glomerellales, Glomerellaceae. Bases 1 to 423 code for a protein of 140 amino acids. Gene Ontology annotation, biological process: positive regulation of helicase activity; mitochondrial DNA replication. The transcript has 3 exons.